UCAUCGUAACGGCAUCCUCACCAACACUUCGAGACGGAAUGCGCUGAAAGAUGAGUUCCCGAUGACAGACAUGGGACAAAUCAGCUCCUUCCUCGGUGUUUCAGCAAUCUUCAACGACAAAGGUCUAUUUCUGAAUCAAACCAGAUAUGCUGAAGAAAUCAUAGAACGCGCAGGUAUGAAGGACUGCAAGCCCUGCACCACUCCAGUAGAUAUGCAAUCAAAACUCUCGGAUAAAGAAGGCACACCGCUGUCUAAUCCAACAGAGUAUAGAAGCUUGGCUGGAUCUCUCCAAUACCUCACUUUCACCAGGCCUGAUAUAUCUUACGCGGUCCAGCAGAUUUGCCUCUUUAUGCAUGACCCUCGCGAGCCUCAUAUGAAAGCACUCCGGCGAAUUCUUCGGUACAUACAAGGCACAUCCCACUAUGGUCUCCAACUACUCAAGCAUUAAGGUCUGUCGUUGGUAGCGUACACUGAUGCCGACUGGGCAGGCUGUCCAACAACCAGGCGCUCAACUUCAGGCUUCGACGUCUUCUUAGGAGACAAUCUAAUCUCCUGGUCGGCCAAACGACAACCAACAGUUUCUCGGUCAAGCGCAGAAGCAGAGUAUAAAGGCGUGGCCAAUGCAGUUGCAGAGACUUGCGGCAUACGAAACCUACUCUUGGAAAUGGACUUCCCGC
Brassica napus (rape) is the source of this 677-nucleotide messenger RNA. RefSeq lists its product as uncharacterized. The record is from RefSeq and is a predicted model, not a curated record. The coding region runs from base 62 to 448 and encodes 128 amino acids. The transcript has a single exon. Lineage: Eukaryota; Viridiplantae; Streptophyta; Magnoliopsida; Brassicales; Brassicaceae.